AUGGGUGGAAUACCAGAUAAUUUGGCGGAUUUGAUCCAUAAGAAGUACCAGGAUGCGCUUACAAAUAAGCACAUUGUCUUCAGAAAAUCAUCGUCUAAAAAGCUGAAAAGUGCUGACUCGAGAGUCGAAUAUUUGAUAACUUAUAUGCCAAAUUCUCAGGAUAAGCCUGAGCGUAAUGAUUUAUUACUUAAAAACUUUGACCCAUUUGAAAAACCUGAUGAACCCUUAACAGUUUUAAAUUCCGUUAAUAAGGACUACACCUUGUUGUUGAAUAAAUACCCCGUGAUACCAGAACAUAUUCUAUUAGUAACCAAAAAGUUUGAGGAUCAAAGGUCACCGUUAUCGCCAGAUGACUUGCUUACCGCAUAUCAACUACUAGAUAAAUUGGAUGAUGAGGAUGACGAUAAAAGAUACGUCGCUUUCUAUAACUGUGGUCCCAAUAGUGGUUCAUCGGUAGAUCAUAAACACCUUCAAUUGUUCAAACUUCCCGAUAACGUCACACUAUUUCAAGAUAAACUAUGCAAAGGGGAAAACCAUUUUCUGCCAGGUUCUAAUAUGGAGCCAUUACAGGAACGGAACGUUUCAUUUUGUCAUUUUGUAAUUCCUUUACCAGAUGAGAUGGAAAAAGUUACAAAGGAUUUGCUCGCGAUGACUUUUAUUGCGUUGCUACAAAGGGUAUUAACCCUUUUCCAAAAUUGGGAAAAUGAUAAGAUCGAUUUAACAAUAUCCUACAAUGUGAUGAUCACCAAGAAAUGGAUGUGUGUUGUACCACGUUCAAAAGCUGUUGGUGAAACGACCCCAUUGGGUUUGAAUGCAAUUGGGUAUAUGGGGUUGCUCCUAGUAAGGGCAGAAGAUAUUUUGAACCAACUUCUGGAAUCUCCACAUUUGAUGGAUCAGUUAUUAUUAGAAUGUGGUUUCCCAAACAAUGCAGGGUUUAAGUCAAACGAAUAUAGUUACUAA
Messenger RNA from Eremothecium cymbalariae DBVPG#7215, 960 nucleotides. RefSeq lists its product as uncharacterized. Gene Ontology annotation, biological process: nucleotide metabolic process. NCBI's taxonomy places the organism in Eukaryota, Fungi, Ascomycota, Saccharomycetes, Saccharomycetales, Saccharomycetaceae. The coding region runs from base 1 to 960 and encodes 319 amino acids. Gene Ontology annotation, molecular function: ATP binding; ATP:ADP adenylyltransferase activity. The record is from RefSeq and is a predicted model, not a curated record. The transcript has a single exon.